This is a messenger RNA of Stegostoma tigrinum, 5245 nucleotides long. RefSeq names its product ankyrin repeat and FYVE domain containing 1 (gene ankfy1). The coding region runs from base 59 to 3559 and encodes 1166 amino acids. NCBI's taxonomy places the organism in Eukaryota, Metazoa, Chordata, Chondrichthyes, Orectolobiformes, Stegostomatidae. Gene Ontology annotation, molecular function: protein binding; metal ion binding. The transcript has 25 exons. The record is from RefSeq and is a predicted model, not a curated record.
GGGCGGGGGAGAGUUAGGAAACGAACGGCCGGUUAUCGCGAGAGCGGCUCAGGCCAAGAUGGCGGAAGAGGAGGUUGCUAAGCUGCAGAAACACCUGGCCCUUCUCCGCCAGGAGUAUGUGAAAAUGCAACAGAAGCUGGCAGAAACAGAGAAGAGAUGUACCAUGCUCGCAGCCACAUCUACAGUAGAAAAUGCCAGUGACUCCUUUGUUUGCCGACUUCUGUCUAUUGUGUCUGAGCUUUAUCAGCAAGAACAAUACAGUGAUCUGAAAGUGAAGGUUGGGGGAAAGUACAUCAACGUUCACAAGUUUGUUUUGGCAGCACGCAGUGAUACCUGGAGCCUGGCGAAUCUUGCUUCUACUGAUGAACUUGACCUGUCAGAUGCAGAUCCAGAAGUAACUAUGGCAAUGCUCCGAUGGAUUUACACAGAUGAACUUGAACUGAAGGAGGAUGAUGUAUUCCUCACUGAACUAAUGAAACUAGCUAAUAGAUUUCAGCUAUAUCUCCUCCGAGAAAGGUGUGAAAAAGGAGUAAUGUCACUCGUUAAUGUUAGGAACUGUAUUCGCUUCUAUCAGACUGCAGAGGAGCUAAGUGCAACUACGUUGUUGAACUACUGUUCUGAGAUUAUUGCCAGCCAUUGGGAUGAUCUGCGGAAAGAUGACUUCAGUAGCAUGACUGCACCUUUGCUGUAUAAAAUGAUUAAAUCAAAGACGGAAUACCCUUUGCAUAAAGCCAUCAAAGUCGAAAGAGAAGAUGUUGUAUUUCUCUACCUCAUUGCGAUGGACUCCCAGUUGCCUGGUAAACUGAAUGAACUUGAUGAUAAUGGAGACCUGGCCUUGGAUCUGGCACUGUCUCGACAGCUGGAAAGCAUUGCAACCACGUUGGUUAAUAACAAGGCAGAUGUUGAUAUGGUUGAUAAGAAUGGCUGGAGUUUGCUUCACAAAGCUAUCCAAAGAGGUGAUGAAUUUUCAGCUAGUUUCCUAAUUCGAAAUGGUGCUCGUGUGAAUGCAGCUACAUAUGGAGAGCAGGAGACACCUCUUCACCUCGUGGCCUUGUACAGUCUUAAAAAGCAUUCAGUGGAAACAAUGGCGGGAAUGGCACGUAUUGCACAAGCACUGGUGGAAGCAUCGGCCAAUUCAAACAUGCAGGACAGCAAAGGGCGGACACCUUUACACACCUCUAUACUGGCAGGCAAUGAGUAUGUUUUCACACAGCUGCUGCAAUGUAAACAAUGUGACCUGGAGCUGAAGGACCAUGAAGGAAGUACAGCACUAUGGUUAGCACUCCAGGAUAUAACAGUAGACUCUGAUCAGUCGGUGAAUCCAUUUGAUGACGUUCCAGUUGUGAAUGGUACCUCGUUUGAUGAGAAUAGCUUUGCUGCAAAACUUAUUAAGCGGGGUAGUAAUCCAGAUGCUCCUGAUGCAAAAGGGAAUUGUCUAAUGCAAAGAGCAUCGGAGACUGGCAAUGAAGCUGCUGCACUCUUCCUGGUUGCUCAUGGGGCUAAGGUUAACCACACCAAUCACUUGGGUGAAACUCCCCUCCACACAGCGUGUCGUCGUGGCUUGGCAAAUCUCACAGUAGAACUACUGCAGCAUGGAGCGAAUCCCAACAUCCAGACCAAGCGACCACUUUCUGUUGGUACAGGUGUGUCGCAAGACUCUAUGGAUGGUCUCUCCCUGCAGACACCGCUUCACAUGGCAAUAGCACACAAUCAUCCUGAUGUGGUGUCAGUGAUACUGGAGCAGAAAGCAAAUGCACUUCACGCGACCAGCAACCUACAAAUCAUUCCUGACUUCAGUCUCAAAGAUUCAAGAGACCAAACAGUCCUUGGGCUGGCUCUGUGGACAGGCAUGCAUACAAUCGCAGCUCAGCUGCUGGGUUCGGGGGCUGCCAUUAAUGACUGCAUGUCAGAUGGUCAGACUCUAUUGCACAUGGCAAUUCAGAGACAAGACAGCAAGAGUGCCCUCUUCCUCCUUGAACACCAAGCUGAUAUAAAUGUUCGAACCCGUGAUAGUGAGACAGCUCUUCAAUUGGCCAUCAAGAACCAGCUGCCACUUGUGGUUGAUGCUCUUUGUACUCGUGGUGCAGAUAUGUCUGUCCCAGAUGAGAAGGGGAAUGCACCACUGUGGUUAGCCCUGGAGAGUGGACUUGAGGACAUUGCCUCCACCUUGGUUAGACAUGGCUGUGACGCAACCUGUUGGGGUCCUGGACCUGGAGGUUGUCUGCAGACUCUGUUGCAUCGAGCUAUUGAUGAAAAUAAUGAAAACUCUGGUUGUUUCCUCAUUCGCAGCGGGUGUGAUGGAAACAGUCCAAGACGACCUGGUCCCAAUGGUGAAGGUGAUGAGGAGGCACGUGAUGGACAGACACCAUUGCACAUGGCAGCAAGCUGGGGCCUUGAAGAAAUAGUGCAGUGCCUUCUGGAGUUUGGAGCUAAUGUAAAUACUCAGGAUGCCGAGGGAAGGACUCCGAUCCACGUUGCCAUUAGCAACCAGCACAGUGUGAUCAUUCAGCUUCUGAUCUCCCAUCCUGAUAUCCGGUUAAACAUACGGGAUCGGCAGGGUCUCUCACCGUUUGCCUGUGCUAUGACCUACAAGAACAACAAGGCCGCGGAGUCUAUCCUCAAACGGGAGCCAGGGGCUGCUGAACAGGUUGAUAACAAGGGACGGAACUUCCUUCAUGUUGCUGUACAGAACUCUGACAUUGAGAGUGUGCUGUUCCUGAUUAGUGUGCAGGCGAACGUGAACUCACGAGUGCAAGAUGCCUCCAAGCUUACACCACUGCACCUGGCAGUACAAGCAGGCUCUGAGAUAAUAGUCCGCAACUUGCUGCUUGCAGGGGCCAAGGUGAAUGAACUAACGAAACACCGUCAGAAUGCUCUCCACCUGGCAGCUCAACAAGACUUGCCAACUAUCUGCUCGGUGCUUCUGGAGAAUGGUGUGGAAUUUUCUGCUGUUGAUGAGAAUGGAAACAAUGCUCUUCACUUGGCAGUUAUGCACGGACGCCUGAAUGUAGUGCGUGUCCUGCUAACCGAAUGUAGUGUUGAUGCUGAAGUCUUCAAUCUGAGGGGGCAGUCACCUAUGCAUGUCUUGGGACAUUAUGGGAAGGAAAAUGCAGCAACCAUCUUUGAGCUCUUCUUGGAAUGUAUGCCCGACUACCCAUUGGAUAAGCCAGAUUCCGAUGGUAACACAGUCCUGCUCUUGGCUUACAUGAAGGGAAAUGCCAACUUGUGUCGGGCCAUUGUUCGAGCUGGAGCGCGUCUGGGAGUUAACAACAAUCAGGGGACCAACAUCUUUAAUUACCAGGUGGCCACCAAGCAGCUACUCUUCCGGCUCCUAGACAUGCUGUCCAAGGAGCCUCCAUGGUGUGAGGGCUCGAAUUGCUUUGAGUGCAUUUCCAAGUUUGGAGUUACCAUGCGGAAACACCAUUGCCGCCAUUGUGGACGACUACUCUGUCACAAGUGUUCGCAGAAAGAAAUUCCCAUCAUCAAGUUUGAUUUGAACAAGCCUGUGAGGGUGUGCGACAUUUGCUUUGAUGUGCUGACACUGGGUGGUGUUUCUUAGUACUUGUUGGAGUUGCCAUUGCAAUUAGUGUUUUAGCAACACUACACAGCUUUUCCAGCAGUGGGAAACUCAAAUUGGACUGGCACCUUUCGAAGAGAAGCCCAAACACUUGAGGGACUGCAUUACAUUACUCGGAUUGAAAUUAUGCUGUUUGAUUCUCUAAUGUAUUAAUGGACUCUGACAUGAAUGGGUGGAUGUGUAGCCAUGUGAAUGGAUCAGAAUUGACUGCUGGUGCUUACGGCUGGGGUUAGAUUUGACCCUAUUCUGAUUAGGGUUGUGUGGUAAAAAUAUUCCGGACCUGGGGACACUUCAUGUUAACACACACUCUCUCUCCAGUUUCUGGUCUCAUUUUGUACUUUCUUUCGAUCCAGUUCAUUAAUUAUAGAUAACACUUUUCCAUUCCCAACUGUAUCCAUAGGUUUUGUCCAAUGUCGUCUUGAUACAGUAAAAGAUGUCAAAACUUGACACAAUAUAGACAAGCUGGUUUGGGACUGGGGGUGAAGGCAAAUAACUUGAGGGGUUUGACUUUUUUUUUCCUUAUGUAAACUCUACCUGGUAACUGCCUCAGUUUGAUUUUGUCAAGUUUCUGAUCUGCAUUGAUCAUCUGAUCAUAGAUGACAGCAGCUGAAUGUAUGAAUCCUUGGUUUGGGUCUCUACAAGAACCAACUUAGUAACACUAACACUAAUUUAGAACAAUGUUUUAUUACUGAUAGAUGUGUUUGCGCAUUUAAAAAGGGAAGUGCUGCCUAUUUUGACCAAGUGAAUGGUCAUGUACAUGAUAGAAUAUGGUCUCUUUUAAACUGGAAUGAGAGAGCAAAUUUUAAAAAAUCUUCAUGUAGCCUUUGGCAAUCUUGUACAAACAAUACUUUACAGUGGCUUAUAAACUUCCCAGUUUUAGUUCUGUUUUGCCCAAAUGCCCAUUGUAUGGAGCAGUACAUGCAGCACUAACUCAGUUUGCAACUUGUCCAAGUGUCACUUAAUGCUGAUAAUUGUUCCGUCAGGUAUCUGCGGGGUUGGGGGUGAAAUGGCUACUGCUCACUGCAGGCCCUCAGGGGAAAACCAAAACAAGUUGGAGCUCUUUCUUUAACUAGCUGGUGCUGGGCACGCACACCGAGGGUCUCUGUGUCUAAAAUAGACUAGGAAGCCCUUUUUAGUUAUGCUGUGUAAAUAGAUGUUCCUGGAGGGGAAAGUGUUAAAUUUGGACCACCGUUCUAACUUGUGUUGUCACAAUGAGUAAAGCACUAUUCUAAGGAUUGCCACUUGACAGUCAUCAAAAUUUGUGUGAAAUAUUUUCAGACUACCAAUUCCUGUAUUUUAUGCAUUUUGUACUGUGCUAUAUAAUGCUUCAAGAUAUUUUGAUAAUGUUCUGCUUUAUUGCGUUAUCUUGAUCUGUUCAGGUAUAAAGCCUGUUGCUGCAAGUGAAUGUGUGACCAGCUGAAAUUCUGCAUUCACAUCCACUGUAUAAUUCUGCACUGUACUGUGUAUGUUAUUGCUUUUUUUUCUGCUCCAGUGAAUGGGAUGAAGGCUGAAUCCAAUCUUUUUGGAAGAGUUUGUGUUUCUGUUCUUGGCUGAGGUCAGCAACUGUUGGAUACACAUUCCAUGUAUUCUGAUGUUGGUGCAUUUGUGAGCAGAGCUGAAUAAUGUAAUGAAGCUGAUCUGAAUAAACUAACAGAUAUUUGGCUAACA